GUUGCGCUCAAACAAUCAUUUCCUUUACUUUCUGCAAGCGAGUAGUAACAACCGAUCUAGAGAGAGAGAGAGAGAGAGUCAUGGCUAAGCCUCACGUCACCAUGGAGGUUGGAAACGACGGCGUUGCUGUGGUGACUCUUAUCAAUCCUCCUGUCAACGCCUUAGCUAUUCCAAUCAUUGCGGGAUUGAAAGAGAAGUUUGAUGAAGCCACCCGGAGAAAUGACGUCAAGGCUCUAGUUCUUACUGGCAAGGGUGGCAGGUUUUCCGGUGGAUUUGACAUCAAUGUUUUCCAGAAAGUUCACGCGACAGGAGAUAUUUCAUUGGUGCCUGAUGUAUCUGUUGAGCUUGUGGUCAACACUAUUGAAGAUUGUAAAAAGCCUGUUGUUGCUGCCGUGGAAGGACUAGCACUUGGAGGGGGCUUGGAAUUGGCAAUGGGAUGCCAUGCGCGUAUUGCUGCUCCAAAAACUCAACUUGGUUUGCCAGAGCUGACACUUGGAGUGAUUCCUGGAUUUGGAGGUACACAACGUCUUCCAAGGCUUCUGGGGCUGUCCAAGGCCAUUGAAAUUAUGCUGUUAUCCAAAUCAAUCAUGUCUGAAGAGGGGAAGAAGCUAGGUCUAAUUGAUGCUAUUGUGCCUUCUCAAGAACUGCUGAAAGUAUCUCGACAAUGGGCUUUAGACAUCUCAGAGAGGCGCAAACCAUGGCUGCGUUCUCUUCAUAGGACAGAUAAAAUUGGCUCGCUGUCUGAAGCACGUGAGGUACUGAAAGCUGCUAGACAACAAGCGAAGAAAAUUGCCCCAAAUGUGCCGCAGCAUCAAGCAUGUCUUGAUGUAAUGGAGGAAGGCAUCAUUCAUGGAGGAUAUAAUGGUGUUCUAAAGGAGGCAAAAGUCUUCAAGGAGUUAGUUUUGACAGAAACUUCAAAAGGUCUUGUGCAUGCCUUUUUUGCCCAGCGUAUGACGUCUAAGAUACCUAAAGUCACUGAUGUUGGGCUCAAACCACGACAUAUAAAGAAAGUGGCUGUUAUUGGUGGUGGUCUAAUGGGUUCUGGCAUAGCUACUGCUUUAAUUGUGAGCAACAUACAUGUUGUUCUUAAAGAAAUCAACUCUGAAUAUCUUCAGAAGGGAACAAAAACAAUAGAAGCAAAUGUUCGAAGCUUAGUGACAAGAGGAAAGUUGACACGGGAUAAGGCAGAUAAAGCUCUCUCCAUGCUCAAAGGUGCAUUGGACUACUCAGACUUCAAAGAUGUGGAUAUGGUCAUAGAGGCAGUAAUUGAAAGUGUCCCUUUGAAACAAAAAAUUUUCAGUGAGAUUGAAAAAGUCUGUCCACCUCACUGCAUUUUGGCGACAAAUACAUCUACCAUUGACCUCAACUUGGUUGGAGAAAAGACCAGCUCUCAAGAUCGCAUUAUUGGUGCACACUUUUUCAGUCCUGCUCACAUAAUGCCUCUUCUGGAGAUUGUACGGACUGAGAAGACUUCUGCCCAAGCAAUUCUUGAUCUUAUGACUGUUGGUAAAACCAUAAAGAAAGUUCCAGUUGUUGUGGGUAACUGCACCGGCUUUGCAGUCAAUCGAUCAUUCUUCCCAUACACCCAAAGCGCACUGAUUUUGGUUCAUUUAGGAGUGGACGUGUUCAGGAUUGACAAACUGAUCAGCAGUUUUGGCCUCCCAAUGGGUCCUUUCCAGCUUCAGGAUUUAUCUGGAUAUGGAGUUGCCCUUGCAGUUGGGAAAGAAUUUGCUAAUGCAUUCCCUGAUCGUACAUUCCAGUCUCCAUUAAUUGAUCUUCUAGUAAAAAAUGGAAGAAAUGGUAAAACCAAUGGAAAAGGAUACUACAUAUACGAGAAAGGAAGCAAGCCAAGGCCUGAUCCAUCAGUCCUACCAAUUAUUGAGGAGUCGAGACGGCUUGCAAAUAUUAUGCCUGAUGGAAAGCCUAUAAAUAUCACUGACAAAGAGAUAGUGGAGAUGGUUCUCUUUCCAGUGGUGAAUGAGGCAUGCCGUGUUCUGGAUGAGGGUGUUGUGGUUCGAGCUUCAGACCUGGACACCGCAUCUGUUCUCGGAAUGAGCUUCCCGUCUUAUCGUGGUGGCAUCGUCUUUUGGGCUGACCUAGUUGGGCCUAAACAUGUAUAUGAUAGCCUGAAGAAAUGGUCUCAAAGAUUUGGUGAUUUCUACAAACCAUCAAAGUUUUUGGAAGAAAGAGCAACUGGAGGCAUACCACUGAGUGCGCCUGCUUCAUCGUCUUCAGGGUCAAGGUCACGCAUGUAGUCUACAGUUCUAUGUCGAGUGGUUAGCCCAGACUUCAGGCAUAUAAUUUUAUCAAGAGUAAUAAAUUCAAUGCUAUUACCUUCCCCCCACCCCCCCAAGCAGAAAUCCGGAAGGCAAUAGAAUUUCUUUCAAGAAAUUGUUGUUCAAGUUGUCGGUAGUCGUUUUUGAACUCCUCGUGGAUGGAUGGCUAAAUAAAGUGGUUGUAUUUCUAUGGACAAACGACGCGUUGAAUGGUAAAGAUCUUUUGUUCUUGAUUUUCCA
This is a messenger RNA of Populus euphratica (Euphrates poplar), 2516 nucleotides long. RefSeq names its product Enoyl-CoA hydratase/isomerase family (gene AIM1). The record is from RefSeq and is a predicted model, not a curated record. Lineage: Eukaryota; Viridiplantae; Streptophyta; Magnoliopsida; Malpighiales; Salicaceae. The coding region runs from base 81 to 2255 and encodes 724 amino acids. Gene Ontology annotation, molecular function: NAD+ binding; (3S)-3-hydroxyacyl-CoA dehydrogenase (NAD+) activity. The transcript is spliced from 18 exons. Gene Ontology annotation, cellular component: peroxisome. Gene Ontology annotation, biological process: fatty acid beta-oxidation.